Microdochium trichocladiopsis is the source of this 516-nucleotide messenger RNA. RefSeq names its product transcriptional Coactivator p15-domain-containing protein. Gene Ontology annotation, cellular component: transcription regulator complex; nucleus. The record is from RefSeq and is a predicted model, not a curated record. Gene Ontology annotation, biological process: positive regulation of transcription initiation by RNA polymerase II. The transcript has 3 exons. Bases 1 to 516 code for a protein of 171 amino acids. Lineage: Eukaryota; Fungi; Ascomycota; Sordariomycetes; Xylariales; Microdochiaceae. Gene Ontology annotation, molecular function: DNA binding; transcription coactivator activity.
AUGGCAGGUUUCAAGAAAGCCAAGAGCCUCAAACGGGCCCGCUUCGACGAGGCCGACGACGACACUGGCAACGAUGUGGCGGCUGAGCGCGCUGUGAAGCCGGCGAAGAAGGCAAAGACUGCAUCCGCAACUUCUGGCAAGGACGAUGAAGGCAACUCAUUCUGGACACUCUCCGCCAAUCGACGGAUCGGCAUAUCCAACUUCAAGGGCAAGACCCUCAUCAACAUCCGCGAGUACUACACUGAUGCAUCUGGCGACCUAAAACCUGGCAAAAAGGGCAUUUCCCUCUCCCUCGAGCAGUAUGCCAGCCUGGUCAAGGCAAUCCCCAGUCUCAAUGCCGAGCUCAUUGAGCAAGGCCAUGAAAUGCCUGAGGCGGAAGCAGCAUCUGCACCGCAAGACACUGCACAUUCUUCUGACGAGGCAGAGGGUGCUGCACCUCUCGUGAAGAAACCGGCCAAAAAGGUGAAGAAGGCCAACAUCGAGGCGACAAGCGAUGAGGACGAUGACACCGAUUGA